UGGUGAAGCGCCUAUGGUACACUUAAGCGGACAUAACAGGAACAUGGGCCUGAUGGGAUAUGGCAACUCCUGGAGGGCGCACCGCAGACUUUUUCACCAAUAUUUCCGGUCAACCAUCGUGUUCACGUACCAUCCUUCGUCAACAAAGGCGGUGCGUGAGAUGAUACGUAGGCUACGCGAUACGCCAGAUCACUUCAUGCGACAUAUCCGGUUCAUGGCAGGAAGCAACAUUCUCAGGAUCGUGUAUGGCAUGGAAGUCGAGUCUGAAGACGACCCCAAUCUCGCCCUUGUAGAAGAGGGCAUCAAGAUUGUAUCCAGAAUUGCUAAUGCAGGAGCAUAUCUCGUCGACUCCUUUCCGAUCAUGCAGCAUAUUCCUGCAUGGUUUCCAGGUGCCCAGUUCAAACGUGACGGUGCACGGUGGAAACCAAUUGUCGAGGAAAUGUUCACGCGACCCUAUAAGGAGCUGAAAGCUUCUUUCGACAAUGGUGACCCCAAGCCAUGUGUGUUGACCAGUAUGUUAUACAAUAUCUCUCAAGACGAAGAGGACCCCAACCGCUCGAUGCUCGAAGAUGUCGUUAUAAACACGAGCGGAACUACAUAUAUUGCGGCCUCCGACACCACGACUUCGACUUUACACACAUUCGUCCUGGCCAUGUCGAUGCAUCCUGAAUUACAGAAAAGGGCUCAGGAAGAACUGGGUGACAUUGUAGGUCAAGAUCGACUGCCGGAGAUGGGGGAUCGAGACGCUCUCCCGUUCAUCACUGCAAUCGUGAAAGAAUGUUUGCGCUGGAGACCGGCGCUCCCAUUGGCGUCUCCCCAUAGAUCUGUAACAGACGACGAGUAUGAAGGGUUUUAUAUUCCCGCUGGGUCACUCGUCAUCGGUAAUGCAUGGGCUAUCUUGCACGAUAAGGAACGUUAUCCAGACCCAGACACUUUCAAUCCCUCCCGGUUUAUCAACCGCGAAGGUAGGUUGCGCAAAGACGUUCCCGACCCUACGGAGGCGUUCGGUUGGGGACGAAGGAUAUGCCCCGGUCGGUACUUCUUCUUGGACCUUGCAUGGUUGGCAGCAGCGAACAUUCUUGCGGUCUUCUCCAUCGAGAAACCUAUUGAUGAGCUGGGGAAUGUCGUCGAGCCUUCUGGGGAGUACACGACGGGUUUAUUCAGUUUCCCCGUUCCUUUCAAGGCUACUUUCAAAGUGCGAAGCAAUGUUGGCGUUCUCGUAUAACGCGGUACGUAAGAUUUAAAAACUAACAAUUGUGCAAUCGGCCUUCACCGCGCCACAACGUCCGAGUCCAGGCCGCCGAGGAUCUCCGAGCUCCGGGUAGCUUGAACACGACCGCCAUCUCGCGUAUACGUUCUAUUCAGUAUCGCCACGCUCCUCAUGCACGGUCUUCUGCUUGAUCGCUUCUACGCGCU
This is a messenger RNA of Phanerochaete carnosa HHB-10118-sp, 1416 nucleotides long. RefSeq lists its product as uncharacterized. Bases 44 to 1225 code for a protein of 393 amino acids. The record is from RefSeq and is a predicted model, not a curated record. NCBI's taxonomy places the organism in Eukaryota, Fungi, Basidiomycota, Agaricomycetes, Polyporales, Phanerochaetaceae. Gene Ontology annotation, molecular function: monooxygenase activity; heme binding; oxidoreductase activity, acting on paired donors, with incorporation or reduction of molecular oxygen. The transcript is spliced from 13 exons.